Molecule: messenger RNA, 558 nt
Organism: Lachancea thermotolerans CBS 6340
Lineage: Eukaryota; Fungi; Ascomycota; Saccharomycetes; Saccharomycetales; Saccharomycetaceae
Exons: 1
Coding region: 1-558 (185 amino acids)
Molecular function (GO): zinc ion binding
Source: RefSeq, a predicted model, not a curated record
AUGCUCUACGUAGUACUAUCUGCCUCCGUUUCUGAAAACAUCGGUCGUCUCAAGGUCAAAGACCUAGACACCGACCCCGCGGAUUAUGCCUUUGAGCUUGUCUGCACAAAUUGCAGAGAAAAGCAUGAUUCAAAAGUUACCAUAAAUCGGCUGGAGAAACAUACAAUGAGCGGUAGCAGGGGCGAAGCAUCUUUCGUCAUGAAGUGCAAGUUUUGUGGUAAAGACUGCUCCAUUAAUCUUGAAAGAACUCAAGAGGAGCUUUACAAUUUAGAGGAAGAGUCCAAUCGCGAAUUGGUGGAAAAGACGCGAGUCUACCGCAAGAAAAUAGGAAUUAAGAACGUGGAUUCAUCAAAAGCCAUCCUAUUGGCUCUCGAUUGCAGAGGAUGUGAAGCUCUCAAUUUAGACUUCAGUAAUUUGACAUUUGAGGCGUGUUUAGUGUCAGGAAAAGUUAUGGAAGCAACCUUUGAGGAAGAAAAUGAAUGGUAUGAUUAUGAUGACGAUGCCGGCGAGGAGGUUUCAAUAACAGGUCUACAAUUUGAUAUAAUAAAGGGCAAAUAG